GGGGGUGCUUCAUCACACCACAUUCGCAAAGGAUUGUAAGGAAAACAUCAACAAUGUUAGCAAGUGGCUAUAUGUUGUAGACAAUUUAGUCACGAUUCGCGAAAAAAGUGAAAACAAAUUUGCCCCUUUUGCGAACCCAUUCAAAGAAAAUAGAAACAAACACUCAGAAGCACAGAUUCCUGGAAAUAACCAUUAGACUUCGGCAGUCUUUCAUUUCGCAGUUAGAGCUCAGCUCGGCCACACACACUCGAUCUCGCGAUCAAACCAAUCACGCAAGGUGCUAAACGGAUAAUAACAUGAACAACAACAUCAACGGGGUGGUCGAUGGAGAAACGAUAGUAGAAUAUUCAUCUCUCGAUUCAAAAGUGCAUGAACUCAUCAACGCGGCUAUCAAAGUUCGCAACAACGCCUACUGUCCGUACAGUAAUUUCGCGGUGGGAGCUGCAUUGAGAACUAAAUCCGGCGAAAUAGUGACCGGAUGCAAUAUCGAGAACGGAACGUUCGCACCCAGUGUCUGCGCCGAGCGGAAUGCCAUCUGUAAGGCAAUCAGCGAGGGCUACCGUGAGUUCGAAGCGCUGGCCGUGGUGGCCUACCAGGAAAAGGAGUUCACAUCACCGUGCGGUACCUGCCGCCAGACUUUGUCGGAGUUCUGCGCCAAAAACAUGCCGAUUUAUCUCGCCAAACCCUCGCCAGCACGCGUCAUGCUGACGUCACUAGACAAGUUACUGCCUCAUGCGUUUCGGCCAGAUUUUCUACACAAUUAAGAAAGAACGGAGGUGGGUUACAAAGAUAAACAAGCAAAGCAGAAGCAGUGCGACUUAAAUCAUGUGUUAGAUGAAUAUUUGGUCGGGGUUUAGCCAAAGCGAACCAAGCGGCUUUUAGACUGUCUUGUGAAUUUUGUUCGCAAGAGGAAAACGGGAAGUAUUUUAUGUCAAUUCAUGCGUACAUUUGAAGUAGAAUAUCCUCAGUUAUGGCGUUGAACAUGAAAAUGUUCAAAAUGUUUCAUGUUACAUGAAAACUUUUGUAAAAAAAUAGAAGUUUUUCAUUGGCGGUUGGUGUGAUUUGGCUGAACCCGGACCAUUUGAGAAAAAAUAUCAACGUCGUACUACACGUUCAUUACCAAAUAAAAUAUAUGUUUGUGCUUGUUCAUUGAUUAAAAUUAGAGAUGUUCACGUGGUUAAACCACAAAUCUGUGGCAGGCUAUUACGGCACAUCCCUCUAAAACGACCAGGGAUGGGACCGCUGGCAGGGAAAACCUUUUGCAAUUCUUGAGGUAUUGCAAUAGUCCAUGCAAUAGUUGGACCAAACACAUAAUAUAUAUUUCAUGUAAAUUUUAUGAACAGAUAAAAAAGUUGUUUUAUUUUUUAGAACAUUA
Molecule: messenger RNA, 1375 nt
Organism: Armigeres subalbatus
Lineage: Eukaryota; Metazoa; Arthropoda; Insecta; Diptera; Culicidae
Product: cytidine deaminase-like
Exons: 3
Coding region: 297-764 (155 amino acids)
Cellular component (GO): cytosol
Molecular function (GO): cytidine deaminase activity; zinc ion binding
Source: RefSeq, a predicted model, not a curated record